Molecule: messenger RNA, 603 nt
Organism: Pteropus alecto (black flying fox)
Lineage: Eukaryota; Metazoa; Chordata; Mammalia; Chiroptera; Pteropodidae
Gene: MS4A5
Product: membrane spanning 4-domains A5
Exons: 5
Coding region: 1-603 (200 amino acids)
Biological process (GO): cell surface receptor signaling pathway
Cellular component (GO): plasma membrane
Source: RefSeq, a predicted model, not a curated record
AUGGAUUCCAACAAGACACACAAUCCCGUGUUUCUGGUGUUUCCUCCGCAGGUCACUGUUCCCGAGUUUCAGUCAACAGACUCUACGGUCACAACCGUCGAGUCCCGGAUCCCCUUUCCAAAAUUACUUUCUACAAAAAUGAAAAUCUUCGGGACUAUCCAGAUCCUGGUUGGACUGAUGAACUUUUCUUUUGGAGUUAUUUUUCUCUUCACCUAUGAAAAUCCGUACCCAAGGUUCCCCUUUAUAUUCGUUACAGGAUAUCCAUUCUGGAGCUCCGCUUUGUUCAUUAAUUCUGGAGCCUUCCUAGUUGCACUGGAAAGAAGAACCACAGACGUUCUGAUGAAGAUGAGCCGAACAAUGAAUUUUUUUAGUGCCCUGGCAGCAACAAUAGGAAUCAUUCUCCUUGUAUUUGGUUUCAUUCUAGAUCAAAACUACUUUUGUGGCUAUGCUGAAGAAAUCAGCGAGUGUAAGCCUGUUACCACCCUAUUCAUUGGAAUUUUAAUUAUAUUGAUGGCCCUCAGCAUUAUUGAGUUUCUCGUCUCUACGUCCUUCUCAUUCCUGAGUAGAGCCUUUGACUGCUGUAAUUGCGAGGAAUGGUGUUGA